Molecule: messenger RNA, 1488 nt
Organism: Lindgomyces ingoldianus
Lineage: Eukaryota; Fungi; Ascomycota; Dothideomycetes; Pleosporales; Lindgomycetaceae
Exons: 2
Coding region: 115-1488 (457 amino acids)
Biological process (GO): regulation of DNA-templated transcription
Molecular function (GO): DNA-binding transcription factor activity
Source: RefSeq, a predicted model, not a curated record
CCGGCUCAGAAUUCUGAUAUUGGAGUCCUUGGUCUCAUUGAAUUGAACCAGCAAGAGAGCUGGGAUUCUUGGCUUGGCUUGCAUAAGCAGGGCUAUAGUAAUCAAGAAAGUGAGAUGGGAACAUCGCGGGCUGAGAACGGAAGUCAGGCGCGGCCGUAUAAACGCAAAUUAACGGAGAAGAGACGCAUGCAGAAUCGAGCCGCACAGAGAACAUAUCGAGAGAGGCGCAAAGAAAGACUAGACUUGUUGGAACAAGCACUAGCUUCCUCGCGAACCAAAGACCAAGCAGUGCAGCAAACCAACACCACCACGGUAGCGCCGUCACAACUUCAUCCUCUUACAUCAAAUAUGCCUCACGGUGCAUCUACCAUUCAGAUUGCUUUACCAGCCUUCGAAGGUAAUAAUCGAGAGGAAGGCUUACUUGUCAAUGAAGCGCCGCAUACCCUACUUUCAGAGCCAUCUUUGCCCCCCAUAGAAGCAACACUAAAUGACUUGACAACACCGGGAAAGAAGACCUCAGAUCUAGUCCUUAACUUUAGUCUUCAUUCAGAUUUAACUGAAAAAGUAGUAGCUAAGGAACGAAACUCGCAAAGUAGAUCGAACGCUGCAGGUGAAGCACCCUUUGUUCCACAUACAAAGGGCACGACCGUUCCAUUCCCUUUAGAAAGAAGCGCUGGCACUUCUUCAAAGUCGGAUUUUCUUUCCUCAACUCUUCCAAGAGCUUCAGAGAUAAGCAUCAACCUUAUGGAAAAGCUCGAGCUGCUCAACGAAGAUGACGGUCAUAAUCUUGCGAACUUCGCGGUGACGGAGAAGCUUGAUCUGAGGAAAGUAGUGUUGGAGGGAUUACGGAUCCUCAAAUUCCAAAGCAGUGAAUACCGUGCGAUUGCCAGCAAUCCUAAUAUGAACCCGACUCACACUCCGAGAGGUGUACCCGAAUUACCACAAUCGGCCCCCUCAACCAACCUUGACCAACUCGUUCCUAUCUUACCGAACCCUUAUAACAACAACAUCUACCUUCGUCAUCAGACUAUGCAAGAAGCGUUCUGCCAAAACUCCCGGGCUAUUGGCCUGAGUCUCGAGCAAGUCAUGAAACCAGACUGUCGUUCACCCUUCUACUCCUCUUCCGCCGCAUGUCUAGCCCCAACAAUAUGCAACACUAUACCAUCGGACCUCCAACCCACACCGACCCAAAUUCAAUUUCCACAUCAUCCUUUUCUAGACCUUUUACCAUUUCCUUGGUUUCGGUCCCGAGUAAUUGCGCUUGAUGCCCUGGCUCCUUCAGGCUACAGCCGAGUUGAGCUAAAGAUGGAUAUUCUUGGUGGAGGAUUGAAUUGUUGGAAGUCAAGGGGUAGUGCAGCAGGUCAGCCGUGGGACAGAAAAAGCUGGGAAGCGGAGCCUUGGUUCCUGGCAAAGUGGGCAUGGCUUCUCGAACAAGAUGGGGAAAUCGAGCGGCAAUCGAAAUGGUGGAGAGGAUUGAGAGGAGAAUAG